UGUCAGUUUAGGAUUUUUGUCCAUUUCUGCUUUUGGAGAUUGAAUAGACAGAGAGAGAGUGGCAGCGGGCAUGGCGACGACGUCGGUUGAUUCUCCAAACACUGAGAUGGACACCAACACUGAGCUCGAUACCAAUCCAAACCCUAAUUCGAACCCUAAUUCUUCGAACUCAUUAGUCCCUGCGUCCCCCAAUGCCCCUGCUGUCUGCCUCCUCAGGUUCGCCGGAGACUCCGCUGGCGGCGCGUUCAUGGGCUCCGUUUUUGGAUAUGGUGCGGGGUUGGUCAAGAAAAAAGGCUUUAAAGGAUCCUUUGGAGAGGCAGGAUCUUAUGCUAAGACAUUUGCAGUUUUGUCCGGAGUGCACAGUUUGGUUGUCUGCAUUUUAAAGAGGCUGCGAGGAAAGGAUGAUGUUAUUAAUGCUGGAGUAGCUGGCUGUUGCACUGGUCUUGCUCUUAGUUUUCCAGGUGCACCGCAGGCUCUUCUACAAAGCUGUCUCACUUUUGGGGCAUUCUCAUUUGUUAUUGAAGGCCUAAACAAGCAGCAGCCAGCUUUAGCGCAACCAUUUUCUGUGAGGAAGAAAAGUGAGCAAGUCUCUCCCCUGGUCCUCCCCCUUCAACUUUCACUUCCGGGCGAACUAAAAGCAGGUUUCACUUCCUUUUGCAAUUCCUUGAAGAAUCGCAAGAAAGGCAGUUCUCACACAGCCUAGAAAUUUUGUCUCAUCAUUGCUUUUUAUGCUUUUCGGUCUUCGAUCAAGUGGUCCUCUUUCUCUACCAUUUUUUUUCCUUAGUAUGACGGGGUAUCAUGUGCUAUGUAAAUUUUUUUAGUUGAAAUUCUGGAUGCAAGUUAUGAAUUUGGUUCUUCGUAAAAAAAAUCUGUUGGAUCAUUUUGCACAUA
This is a messenger RNA of Malus domestica (apple), 891 nucleotides long. RefSeq names its product chloroplastic import inner membrane translocase subunit TIM22-2-like. Gene Ontology annotation, biological process: protein targeting to chloroplast; protein insertion into mitochondrial inner membrane. The record is from RefSeq and is a predicted model, not a curated record. Gene Ontology annotation, molecular function: transmembrane protein transporter activity. NCBI's taxonomy places the organism in Eukaryota, Viridiplantae, Streptophyta, Magnoliopsida, Rosales, Rosaceae. Gene Ontology annotation, cellular component: chloroplast envelope; TIM22 mitochondrial import inner membrane insertion complex.